This is a messenger RNA of Paramuricea clavata, 4788 nucleotides long. Lineage: Eukaryota; Metazoa; Cnidaria; Anthozoa; Malacalcyonacea; Plexauridae. The record is from the annotation of a GenBank genome assembly.
CUGCGAAUGGGUGAAAUAAAUUCUUGCUCAAAUUUUAAAAAAUUUCCAAACAUGGAGAAUUAUUGAUUCAUGCCCAAAAACUUUACGGUUUUUUUCCAUUUAAAGCAUGAAUUUGACGCUUGUAAUUUUGGUGUUUUGCACAGGUAUUCUUAAGCAUAAUUUUCUCUUGCUUUGCAGUAUUUAUACGUAAAAUAUUGAAGUAAAAAUUGAGUUUCAAAAUGUUCAAAUAUGUCUUUGUAUGUUGUUUUAAUAGUUUGUGUUCUCGCUGGGAGGAAAUCUGUCAAAAUAGUUCAAGAACCUGCAAAUUACGGUGGCUUGUAAGUAUACUGAAGCAGUAAGUCGCAUUGUGCCCUACUCCACCCUACUUUAAUAUUAUUUUACUCUGUCUAACGCCAGACAAUUUUACUUGUCAAGGUAAGAGGACAGGGCUUUCAAAACAAUUAAGCCGGUUUCUAAUGCAUCCAUCUCACUUUUUCGCAGUUUGUAGCUAUAAAGUACACCUGUUUUCGGCAUAGUACCUUAUAGGCAUGGUUUGUGACUAUAUUCGGAUAAUUUAAUGACGACUACACAAUCUUCAUCUCAAGAUGCAAAUUAUACAGCAUGUUUAUUUUCCAUUCAUUUAGGCAAUUACCACAGCCAAACAACCAAAAUUUACCAAGAGAAAAUGUAUGUUAAUCAUUUUAAUAAAAUCAUGGUUAAAUGCAGUAUUCAAAUUGAAUUCUAGAUUUUUCCAUUAUCUGGCCUGCUAAUUGUCAUUUUUAAAUCUUCAAAUUAUAGUCUAUGCUCAGACCCUUUAGAAAACCUCAGAAUUUUUCAGGUGAGAUAAAUCAUUAUUUGCAUGACCAGUGCUAAUAAAGCAUAUAACUACACAUGUAAAGAUCUCACAAAUUAUCAACAAGAUGUGUUCGCAACAGGCUUGUGACAAGCUUGUCAAUUAAGUUGUAACAAUUAAAUGCUAUUAUUUUAUCAAGUUGCUACAAGGUUGUCACUCACAACUUGUUGACAAAUUGUUGAAUUGCAGGACGAUAACAAGUUGUUGGAACAACUUGUAACAACUCUGUUGAGCUCAACAACCUUGUAGCAACUUGGUAAGUGGGACAUAUUACAAAAGUCACCGAACUAGUGGAAUCAGAAAAAAAUUUGUAUCACCGCCACUCCCACAAACGUCUACAACCACACCUCCAUGUUUUUACAUGUUUACAGUUCUAAUUUUAAACAGCCAAUCAAUGUUUAAUUGUAAUUGUAAUCCAAGAACCGGAUUGGCUGUUCAAAAUUAAAAUUGUAAACAUGCAAAAAUAUGCUUGUGUGAUGUUACUCUGAAUGUAUAUCCACACCGGGCAGGCUUGAAAAAUAUGCCUGGCCAUGGUGGGAUUCGAACCUAUGGCCUUUGGAAUACUAGCCCAACGCUCUGCCAACUGAGCUACGCAGUCAGGUUGGUUCGAGUAUGUGAUAUUUCGGAACUGAGUCUAGUUCCUUCGAUAGAUGUAAAAAUAUGUAGGUGCAGUCAUAGAUGUUUGUGGGAGUGGUGGCAAUAUGAAUUUUUGAUGCAAUUCCACAGUUCGAUGACUUUCAUAAUAUUGGCAAAUUACAGUUGGUACAUAGCAGCUAUAAGUGGUAUUGUAAUUUUCUUUUUAUUGACAAAAUAGGACCAAGGCAUUUACAGAAGCUAUAUGGAAAAUGUUUUUCACUUACAGACAACUCGUAAGAACAUUUAAUUUUAAAAUUAAUUAUUGCAACUUGUAUUUGAUAUCCUUUUUCUCAGUGAAAUGAUUUAGAUUAAUUAAACAUCUUUAUAUAUACUUUACAUUCAACAUAGAUAUAUGUAUCAAUUGUGUCCAUUUUUCAACAUCACUCAACACGAACAAACAUGGAGAUGGAAUGCCUUCCAAGGAAUUCUUGGGUAAGAGUGUAAGACAUUUAGAAUGCCCUGGGAUCAAUUGUGCAGAUUAACACUGCAACCCUCGGUUAAAAUUUAACCUGCUGUUUUAGUUUAUGUUUUAUAUUUCUGCAUGUUUGUUUUGUUCAUUCCAGCCCCUGGAAUGAAGUUGAUGAAAUCUGGACAGAAUUAAGUAAUUUCUAAUAUUUUUGUGAAAUACCGGUAGAAUUUGGAAAGAGUGGUCUAUUGUGAACAACACGCUUGAAGCGAUGGUGAUGACUGAAGGCGACCCUUGUCCUGGUAAUGUUCGACGACAAUCUAAAGUAAGUCUUAUACACACAGUACUAAACUUACCUAAAAACUAAAUUUGGUACAUUAUACUGGAUAGUUCUAAACUGUUUUCCCUAGAGGUCCAAUAAGGGUCAUCACUUGUUCAUUAAGUGUUACUACAGCACUACAGGAAGAUACCUAAACUAAAUUAACUUUAUUUAUAUACUGUAAUUAGCUUUAUAUAUUAUAUGUUCUAAAACAAUGCAUUUUACACAUUCUUGCAGAUAUUUUUAAAAUGUGCAAACAAACACAAGUUAGUGAGUGUAAAAGAACCAAGUACAUGUCAUUAUGAAGUUGAAUUUCAAACACCACUUGCUUGUCCCAUGGAUGCUUUCUUAGGUAAAUAUUUUAAUCAAAACCUGAACAAUUGAAAACUUUCAGUCAUUCAGAUUGAAAAUCAGUCUGAAAAUAAAGAUUCAGUGUAUCGUAAUUGGUUAGAGCGCUGCACCGGAAUCAAUUCCUGCCAGAGGGUUUAUAUAUAGCCACUCUUCUUGGUCAGGUCUAAUAAAUUUUAUGUGUAAAGUUCACACUCAAUUUUCAUUGACAAAACCUUUCUACUGUUACUUGUUCAUUUUAGUGUAUCCAUUAUUAUCUCAGGAACAGCGAAUUGAAUGGGAGGAAAUCGAGCAAAGUUUUUAUCAUCAAGAACUGACAAAGCAGGGUUAUGAAAAACUACGUCAUAAAGUGUUUACUCGUGCUGGUUUGUUGAAUCAUGUUGGUUUGUUGAAUCGUGUUGAACAGAAUAAAGAGAGGAAUGAGAAAGAAUCUUCACAAGAUCAAAGGUCUACUGUGUCUACUGCUCGCUCUGAAUUCAAAAGCAAGGAUGAAUGUUCAAAGGUGAAGUUGUAGAUGUUUUGGUUUUUAUAACUGGGUUUUGUAUCUCUGGACAUUGAUCUUUUCAUUGAUUCUAGUAUUUUCAUUCUCAUUCAUCCAUAUUCCUUCCUUUCUUCCUCCCUCCCUUCCACCCUCCUUGUUUUCUCCUCCUAUCUUUCACCCUCGCUUGCCCCUAUCUUCCACCCUCCUUUCCCCUUCCACCCUUCUUGCUUCCCCCUCUCUCUUCCACCCUCCUUGCUUCCCCCCUCCCCCUUCCACCCUUUUUGCUUCCCCCUCUCCCUUUCACCCUCUUUGUUCUCCCCCACAUCUUCCACCCUCUUCUCUUCCCCUUGCAUCCCACUUUUCUCUUUUUUCACCCUUCCUUUUCGUUUCCUUUCUUCCUUCCUUCUUCCAACUCACAUUCCAUUCUUUCUUUCUCUUCAAUCUACUCGCAUCUAAAAACAUUUUGCCAAAUCAAGUAUUUAUCAGCCCACAAUCUCUAGUUCUACAGGGCUUGAACUAAAGAUUCCAAAAGUUCUGGAUUGUUGUAAUCGGCAGUCAUGACUUUCUUUUUCAGGUUGGAAACCCUGCUUUUCCGCUGAUCAUAAACAAUUUCUUGACAAUCAUUGAUCAGUGAUCGACUGUUAUUCCUAGCCCUGCUUCUAUCCUUCCAUCCACUCUUCCUUACUUCAUCCAUUCUCUUUUCCUCCGCUCUUUCAUUCCAUUAUCUUUCCUGUCAUCUUUCCUCAUUUCUCGUCAUUUUACUCCUAGGCUUAUUCUGACUUGUUGCGCAAAUAUGAACAACUCGUUCACCUGCACAAGAAACGGAACUCGACGUCUGACGAUACAUCCAACAACUUUCAGAUAAGUACCACACCCCCAUAUGAUUUAACUAGAGUUAGGGGAGAUCAUGGCACUAUUUCAUAGCCUGGCGGCGUUGCUGAAAAUGACACAAAAUCCGCAAUGGGGCAAUAAUACUAUAGUUCUAUGAUUCCAAUAAUAUUAUGGCAAUAAUACUAUAGUUCUAUGACUAUGAUUCCUUCAUCUCGAUUCGUAAAUUUGUGAAAAAGUGAUUUCUAGACGAACAAAUUUUUAAAUUAUUUAUUCUAAUGUAAAUAAGACAGAUUUUCAAUUUUAUGGCGGGGGACACGUCAGCCGAAAGUAAUGUAACUAAUAGUAGGAAAUAUAUUAAAGAGUGAGAUUCAUAUUAUUUAAUUUAUUCUGCGCAUUCUGUCAUUUUAUCAACAAGAUCCAGUAAGUGGCUUCCUUUGUUGAUCCAGUGAUGCUAAUGGAACACCAAACUAAGCAGACUUUAAUUAUACUGGAUUGAUCUAAACUGUUCUUUCCAGAGGUCUAGUAAUAGCUAUCCUACAUUGGUCUUGUAUUACUGUACCUCUGGAGGAAACUAAAUUAACUAACUUUAUUUAUAUACUGGGUAGCUCUAUCAGUUCUAAACUGUUCUCCCUAGAGGUCCAGUAAGGAUCAUCUCUUAUUGAUCCAGUGUUACUACAGGAGGAAACCUAAACUAAAUUAACUUUAUUUAUACUGGAUAGCUCUAUCGAUUCUAAACUGUUCUCCCUAGAAGUUCAGUAAGAAUUAUCCUAUAAUGGUCCAAUGUUACCCCAUGAGGAAACUAAACUAAACCGCUAACUUUAUUGAUACUGGACAGCUCUAUCAGUUCUAAAUUGCUCUACCAAGACGUCCAAUAAAGUCAUCUCGUUUUCAUGCAGUUGAAUACAAUCAAAUCGGAGAUAUUCAUUCCACAUGCG